Callorhinchus milii (elephant shark) is the source of this 4901-nucleotide messenger RNA. Its product is annotated as adhesion G protein-coupled receptor L1. NCBI's taxonomy places the organism in Eukaryota, Metazoa, Chordata, Chondrichthyes, Chimaeriformes, Callorhinchidae. The transcript is spliced from 25 exons. Gene Ontology annotation, molecular function: G protein-coupled receptor activity; carbohydrate binding; latrotoxin receptor activity. Gene Ontology annotation, biological process: heterophilic cell-cell adhesion; cell surface receptor signaling pathway; adenylate cyclase-activating G protein-coupled receptor signaling pathway. The record is from RefSeq and is a predicted model, not a curated record. Gene Ontology annotation, cellular component: presynaptic membrane; axon; postsynaptic density. Bases 278 to 4723 code for a protein of 1481 amino acids.
GAAGGAAAAGAAAAGCGACCUUGGAUUGAAUAUUGCUGUACCUAUUGGCUUGACAUCAUUGCAGAUGGUUUGAAAGGGAUUCGAGCGGCUUCACAGAGGGAAAUUGCUGUGUUUUUACCCCCCAAAGAGGUGAUGGUGAGGCGGCUCACAGCCUGGACAGACCUCAAACACCCAGGAGUAAAGACACUCAGACCCAGACUCCACACUGCACCCAGAUUGUGACAGACUUCACCUGAGAGCAAGAAGUGAGGAGCGAGGUCAAGGCUGCGGGAAUACGAUGAGCUCCGUGUGGUGGCCACUGUGGGUUUGCUGCCUCCUGUGUCUCAGUUCAACACCAGCCACAGAAGGGCUGAGCCGGGCGGCCUUGCCGUUCGGGCUGAUGAGGAGGGAGCUCGCCUGCGAGGGCUACCCGAUCGAGCUGCGCUGUCCAGGAAGUGAUGUCAUCAUGAUUGAGAGCGCUAAUUAUGGGAGAACAGACGACAAGAUCUGCGACGCAGACCCUUUCCAGAUGGAGAACGUGGACUGUUACCUGCCGGAUGCCUUCAAGAUCAUGUCACAGAGAUGUAAUAACCGCACACAAUGUGUAGUGGUUGCUGGCUCGGAUGUGUUCCCAGACCCCUGCCCGGGCACCUACAAGUACCUGGAGAUUCAGUAUGAAUGCGUCCCAUACAUGGAACAAAAAGUUUUCGUCUGUCCCGGGACGCUGCAGAAAGUCUUUGACCCGACCAAUGUUUUUGAAUCGGAGCACGAGUCCGGAGCCUGGUGCAAGGACCCGUUACAAGCCGGAGAUAGGAUCUAUUACAUGCCCUGGAUUCCUUACAGGACAGACACACUGACCGAGUUUGCCUCCUGGGAGGAUUAUGUCACCGCCCGCCCCACCACCUCUUAUCGGCUGCCUCACCGCGUGGAUGGGACCGGCUUUGUGGUGUAUGACGGAGCCGUGUUUUACAACAAGGAACGGACGAGGAACAUCGUCAAGUACGACCUGAGGACGCGGAUCAAGAGCGGGGAAGCCAUCAUCGCCAACGCUAACUAUCACGAUACAUCGCCCUAUCGCUGGGGCGGCAAGACCGACAUUGACCUCGCGGUGGACGAGAACGGGCUGUGGGUCAUUUACGCCACGGAGCAGAACAACGGGCGACUUGUGGUCAGUCAACUGAACCCCUACACCCUGCGCUUCGAGGGCACGUGGGAUACAGCCUACGACAAGCGCUCGGCCUCCAACGCCUUCAUGGUAUGUGGGGUCCUCUACGCCGUGCGAUCAGUCUACAAAGACGAUGACAGCGAGGUGGUGGGCAACAAGAUUGACUACGCCUACAACACCAACCUACAGCAAGAGGAGAGCGUGUCCAUCACCUUCCCCAACCCGUAUCAGUACGUCUCCUCCAUCGAUUACAAUCCCCGUGACAACCAGCUCUACGUGUGGAAUAAUUACUUUGUUCUGAGAUACUCCCUGGAGUUCGGGCCGCCCGACCCCACCACAGCACAAGUGACCGUGGCUUCAGUGAGCAGCACCACCACCCUGAGGCCCACCCCUGUCACCAAGCCCACCACCAGGAAACCCCCCUUGACCACCGUCGCUGUGGGAGCCAUCAACCAGCUGGUGCCAGAGCUGCAUCCGGUCACCCCCAAACUUCCCACCACCAAGCGGCCCCCCCUCUCCAACCUGCAGCCCUCCCAGCGCCAGUGCGGAGCCACCGAGGCCAGGGGUGUCAAGUGGCCGUCUACACAGCAGGGCGUCCUCGUGGAGAGGCCUUGCCCCAAGGGCACCCGAGGGAUUGCCUCGUAUCUCUGCCUGGUGUCACUGGGGAUAUGGAGCACGAGAGGCCCUGACCUCAGCAACUGCACCUCUCCCUGGGUCAACCAGGUGGCACAGAAGAUCAAGAGCGGGGAGAAUGCGGCAAAUAUAGCCAGCGAGCUCUCGCGUCACACCCGGGGGCCCAUCUAUGCCGGAGACGUCAGCUCCUCUGUCAAACUGCUGGAGCAGCUGCUGGACAUUCUGGACGCCCAACUGCAGGCCCUCAGGCCCAGCGAGAAGGAGUCAGCGGGCAGGAGCUAUAACAAGAUUCAGAAGAGAGAGAGAACGUGCAGGAUGUAUAUUGAGGCUGUUGUGCACACUGUCAACAACCUGCUGCGGCCGGAGGCACUGGAGUCGUGGCAGGACAUGAAUCUGACGGAGCAGGUUCACACGGCCACCAUGUUGGUAGAUAUCCUGGAGGAGGGGGCGUUCCUGCUGGCCGACAACCUCAAAGAGCCAGCCCGGGUCAACACCAGCACCCAGAAUGUGGAGUUGGAGGUGUCUGUGCUGAGCACUGAAGGGAAGGUGACCGAGCUGACAUUCCCACACAACUAUGUGACAGAGAAUUUCAUCCAGAUUUCACCCAACACCAUCAAACAGAACAGCCGCAAUGGAGUUGUGAAGGUGGUAUUUGUCCUAUACAAAAACCUGGGCCAGUUCCUCUCGACGGAGAAUGCCACAGUGAAGAUGAGCGGAGCGGUCACUGGCCAGGGCACCUCGGUCAUCGUCAACUCCCAGAUCAUCGCCGCCUCCAUCAACAAGGAGUCCAGCCGUGUGUACCUGCAGGAUCCUGUCAACUUCACUCUCAGGCACCUCAAUCCAGAAAAUAAUUUCAACGCUAACUGUUCCUUCUGGAAUUAUUCGGAACGUUCCAUGAUGGGCUUUUGGUCCACACAAGGCUGCAAACGGAUAGAAACCAACAAAACCCACACCAAGUGUUCCUGCAGACACCUCACCAAUUUCGCUGUUCUCAUGGCUCACAAGGAGAUUGCCUAUAAGGACCAUAUGCACCGCCUGCUGCUGUCUGUCAUCACCUGGGUGGGCAUCGUGAUUUCCCUCGUCUGCCUGGCCAUCUGUAUCUCCACUUUCUGCUUCCUGCGAGGACUACAGACCGACCGCAACACCAUUCACAAGAACCUCUGUAUCAACCUCUUCAUCGCAGAACUCAUCUUCUUGAUCGGCAUCAAUAAGACACAGUACCAGAUUAUCUGCCCGAUCAUCGCUGGCUUCCUACAUUUCUUCUUCCUGGCCGCCUUCUCCUGGAUGUGUCUGGAGGGGGUGCACCUGUACCUAAUGCUGGUGGAGGUGUUUGAGAGCGAGUUCUCCAGGAAGAAGUACUAUUACCUGUGUGGCUACUGCUUCCCGGCUCUCGUGGUCGGCAUCUCGGCCGCCGUGGACUACAGGAGCUACGGCACCGAGAAGGCAUGCUGGUUACGGAUGGACAGCUACUUUAUCUGGAGUUUCAUCGGGCCUGUGUCCUUUGUUAUUAUGAUUAACCUAGUUUUCCUGAUGAUCACUCUCCAACGGAUGAUUCGUAACACAAACACCCUGAAACCUGAUUCCAGCCGCCUGGAAAAUAUCAAAUAUGAGGACUACAAACCAUUUCUCAAAUCCUGGGCCUUGGGUGCCAUCACCCUCCUUUUUCUCCUGGGUCUGACCUGGGCUUUCGGCUUGAUGUUUAUCAUUGAGGAAUCCAUUGUCAUGGCUUAUCUCUUCACCACCUUCAAUGCUUUCCAGGGAAUGUUCAUCUUUAUUUUUCAUUGUGCUCUCCAAAAAAAAGUGCACAAGGAGUACAGUAAAUGCCUGCGACAUGCACACUGCUGUAGCCGGCCUGCCACCGGCGUCUCUCACAGCUCCAUGAAAGCAUCCAGCAUCAGGAACAGCAGCCGAUACUACACUGGUACUCAGAGUCGUAUCAGGAGGAUGUGGAACGAUACCGUGAGGAAACAAUCCGAGUCGUCUUUCAUGGCUGGUGACAUGAACAGCUCCCCGAGCCUGAACCGAGGGACGAUGGGGAACCACCUGCUGACGAAUCCGGUGCUCCAGCCUCGCUCGGGGGCCAGUCCGUACAACACGCUGCUUGCAGAGUCUGUGGGCUUCACUGCUCCCUCCCCCACCGUCUUCAGCUCCCCAGGAACUUACAGAGAGACAAAGCACCUGGCAGGCAGCGGGCGGGACGUGUGCCCAAUGGACACGCUCCCGCUCAACGGCAACUUCAACAACAGCUACUCGUUCCGCAACGGGGAGUUCGGGGCUGAUGGGGCGCCACUAGCUGAGUGCCGGCGAAACCUGAACCUGAACCUGAGCGACGCCGCCUUCGAGAAGAUGAUCAUCUCUGAGCUGGUCCACAACAACCUGCGCUCGGGGGGCAAGGCCCUGGGGGUGGAGCCGGGGGGGGGCGCUGGCGUGGGCACAGCCGUUGGCAGCAGUGAGGACGACCCCAUUGUGACGGACGCCCCCUCCCACGACGAGAACAUGGAGAUGGAGCUGAUGUACAAAGCGCUGGAGGAGCCGCUGCUGCUGCAGAGAGCACAGUCACUGCUGUAUCACAGCGACCCCGAGUUGGAGGAGGCCGGCAGCUACACAGGGGACAUGGCAGAGGCCGAGAGCCUGGAGCGCCCCCUGCAGUCCCCACACAGAGACUCCAUGUACAACAGCAUGUCCAACCUCAGAGACACGUCCUACCCUGACAGCAGCCCCGAGGGGGUGGGAGAGAACCUGCCCCACUCCCAGCCUCACCCGGAAGUCUUCUACACCAACAGGCCCAACCUGCCCGUGUUCAGGAACCAGCUACAAGCUUAUUACCACCAGGCCCCACGCAGGGGCAGCAGCAGUGACACACACCAGGGCUUUGUGGUGUCGGUCAGUGAGGCCUCAGCACCAGCCGAGGGUGAUGGACAAAUGCAGUUGGUGACAAGCCUGUGAGAGACGCCGAGGCCACAAAGCCAGGACCGCAGUUUACGGGAUUUUAAAGCCAGAAAAACAAGGGGCCGUGACUGGCUUGUACAGAGGACCCACUUUGUUUUGUUUGAGCAGGGGGGGCUUGCAAUUUCUUAUUUCCUUUCCAUUUUUCCUUGUCUUAUUAAUAUUCGUUUCGCCCACA